Molecule: messenger RNA, 3449 nt
Organism: Patiria miniata (bat star)
Lineage: Eukaryota; Metazoa; Echinodermata; Asteroidea; Valvatida; Asterinidae
Product: tetraspanin-4-like
Exons: 7
Coding region: 238-1005 (255 amino acids)
Cellular component (GO): membrane
Source: RefSeq, a predicted model, not a curated record
AGAUACCAUACUUCAGUAUAACUUUCAGAAAGUCCCGAAAAGAAUUUAGGAGCUGUGGAUUUUGAGAAUAAACCACCUUUUUCUCUGUCGUUACGGAUUAGAAUCCCCAAGGCAACAUGAUGAAUAGGAACUUGUAAGGUCGUAGAAGCAAGCUGUGGAUAAAAUUGAUGAGUUUGACUGAAUUCAACUGAAGGAUUGUAUCAUUUCUGGCCCGUAAAACAUCCUUCAUCUGACAACAUGUGCUGCUGUGCCAUUGAGUGUGUCAAGUGCCUGCUGCUUUUCUUUGACGUUAUUUUCUUGCUGACUGGCAUUGCUCUGCUUGGGGUCGGAAUUCACGUCUUAAUUGGUGUCGUUAACGGUACUUACGCAUCCUUGAUUGCCGGGGUGUCCUAUAUCUACAUUGCCUAUGCUAUCCUCGUCAUUGCCUUCAUUAUCAUCAUCGUCGCUCUGAUUGGUUGUUGCGGCGGUGUGCUAGAGAAUAAAUGCCUGCUGGUGACGUUCUACUUCUUCGUCGUGCUCUGCAUUUGUCUGGAAGUCUCAGUCGCGAUCAUUGCAUUCGUUGGUCUGUGGUAUGAAGAUGGCUAUGUCAGAUCCUACGUUAUCCAAGCGUCGCGUAAGGAGAUGGUCAACUAUGGACACAUCGAGAAAGAAGGAUUCACCGGUGCCUGGGACAGACUGCAAACUGACGAGCAAUGCUGCGGUGUUGAGGCAUCGACUGACUGGCACGAGUACGGAAAUUAUGAUCAAGAUGACACGCCUGAUAGUUGCUGCAGGGAGAGAGAAUAUGGGUGUGGCUCAACCGUGGGUGAAUUAUGGGAAAAGAGUUGCAUUACAGCAAUGAUUGACACUGUCAACAGUUGUCUGUAUCUGAUUGGUGCCAUGUGUGUCGGAUGCGUCCUGCUGCAGAUUCUGCUGAUCAUCUUCAUCCUUGCUUUGUACUACAACAUCAAAUUCGGAGGUGGGAAAAACCGAUGCUGCGGCAGCAAUUACUACGACAUGGACUAGGCCAGCUCUGCCAUCCAAUCAAAUCAUGAGAUUUGUGGAAUGGGCGGGAUUUAUUAUUCAAAUUAGAGGAUUUACAUCAUUAAAUCCUGAGGUGAAAAAAACUGAUGCUGUGGUACCCAUUACUUUGACAAGGACACGGAAUGCUAUCCAAUUAUAUUAGCUUUGUGGGAUGGGCGGGGUUUAUUAUUCAAAUCAAAUUUGGUAUGACACUGUCCAAUGAAAUAAGCGGGUGGGAUUCAGUAUUUAAAUUAAUGUUUGAUGACUGAGUUGACAAAAAUAUAUUUUGUGAUUAAAGAAAAAAUGGUGCCCACUGAAAUUGUUGUUAUGAAUAGGCGUUUCCACUGAAAUUUGAGUAAAGUUUAAUGGGUGAAGUUUAAUAUGCAAAUUAUCAUUUAAUAGAUCAUUUCUAGCCUGAAUGUGAUCUCCUGAUGUUCAAUAGAAAUACAAGUACAUUUUGAAGUUUUGAUAGGCAGUUAGCCAUGAACAAAAAUCAUUACUAAAUGAUUUUUAACAACGAAAAUUAAAGUAUUUAUUAACCUUUUUUUUCAACCUCUACGUACUGUCAGUGCAGUACUGUUUGUAUAAAAAGUUUUUAACAAAUGUUUGGUAAAAGUUGUUUUAACAUUUUGUUGACAUUUUGUUGCUUUUGGACAUGUAAGGGUAAAUAUAUUUUAACAUUUUCGUCUUGGCUGUAAAUAUUGUGAGCAGUAAUUUUUUUACAAUGUUGAUAACAUUUUGUACUUUGUUGUGAUUUUUUUUCUGUUUCUUUUUUUUAAAUUUUAAAUAGUGAAAUAGUACUGAUAUGUAUAUUUCAUCUUCUCGUAAGAAGUACACACAAAAACUAGAAAUAACAUGAAAAGAAAUUUAUUGAAUCUUUAAUUGUGUUUUUCCAUUCUUUAAUUAACUCGGCGUAAACAGCUUGCUUCUUGCAUUCAAAAGCAUGAGCUUUGGUUAAAUUCAAUUGUGUUUUUAAAACAAAAUUAUAGUGGCCUGAUAUUUCAUCCUUUGCAAGGAAGAAAUAUCAGGCCACUCUAAGCUUUUGAUUUGUAUAUUUCAGGUCAAUCCAGUCAGUGAGCAGUAUGCAGCAGUGUCAUUCGUUUUCAAAUGUACUUUUUAACAUGACAUAGAAAAUCUGAGUGCAUUUAUGGAAAAUGUAAGCUUUUUGACGCAAAUCACAUUCUCCAUUUUUUCUGAUAUUUCCCAUUUUUCCUGAUAUUUCACAGUAUUUCUCCCCACUUUUAUCAGGCAAACCCAUGAUUAUAACGCAAAGUUAUAGUCAAUACAAAUUAUUCAUUUUGUAGCAAUGUUUUAUCUUUCACUGUUUGUGACAGUCAAACAAAAAUAAUGGUAUCUUAUGUUUACACUUUCCCGUGGCUUUAUUCAUGAAUCAAUAUCCCUAAUCUCUUAUCUAUUAUAUUGUAAUUGAAAUGAUUUACUUUGUUUCCUAUCACGUGAGGUUUUGAAUGGACCGAUCCAGUAAGCACCGCCCCAUGGUGUUCUGACCAAUCACAGCCGUGAUUUAUGUUCGACGUGCGUGCACUAAAGUCCGACAUGCGUGCACGCGCGUAUGAUGUGCGCGGAAGGAAAAUGCAGUGUGGCAUUGGAGAGGAGCACGUGUUAAUUUGCCCACGUGCGCAGUGGGCGGGGCUUACUGGAUCGGUCCAUUUGCUACAGGUUAUAAGGGAGAGAGUUACAUAGAGUUUUCUGAGUCCACUGAGCAUGAGAGUACAGCAGUAAACGGGGACAUUAUGUGAACAAAACUGCAACUUAAGAUGUAAAGUGUGCGGUUGCACUUGUCAAGUCUCUUUGUUACUUUAUAGGGUUCCGAAAAUUGAACCGAUUGGUACCUCUAUGUUUCGGACAGUAUGUUCUCAUUGUCUGUCUUCAGAGAAAACAUCUCGAAAAAGAUUUGACUGCAGGGUGCUACCGACUUUUACCAUGCAGACAUUCAAGUCUUAUUAAAUUGUUUUUUUUUUCAAUUCGCGAGAGAACGUUCGUUCUACUUAGAAAUAUUUUCUUCACUUUGGCUUCUUGAAAUUAUGAAAUAUUAAGUCAUUGGCUUUGCUUUCGCUUGAGUUCCAGGCUGAGUUUCGUGUGUGCAGACUUUUAUCGUAUCGUAAAAUGUACUUGUUGAUGAUUAUAGAUUUGAAUGAAUUCUACUUUAAUUGUUUUUCAGUGUUUUACUUGGCUGAAAGUUUUGUUAUCAUCAUGGAUUAAAACCACAGUCACAGCGCCUUCUUAGGUUUUUGUUUGUUAGUUUAACCAGCGACUGUAUUUAAACCGUAUUCAUAUUCCCGGAAAACUUGGGAAAAGUUUUAACAUUUAUCACUUAAAACCUAGUAUUUUGGGUAAAUUAACUGUAAAUUAAUUGUUCUCGUUCGUCGGUAUUUAGGAAAACUGACAUAAAAAUUACUUUUGUAUAAAACAUUCUAAAUGUUUGUGUU